Molecule: messenger RNA, 637 nt
Organism: Loa loa (African eye worm)
Lineage: Eukaryota; Metazoa; Nematoda; Chromadorea; Rhabditida; Onchocercidae
Product: signal peptidase I
Exons: 2
Coding region: 113-595 (160 amino acids)
Cellular component (GO): mitochondrial inner membrane peptidase complex; membrane
Molecular function (GO): serine-type endopeptidase activity
Source: RefSeq, a predicted model, not a curated record
GUUCAAAAAUUUAUAUCGUCUCAUCUUCUUUCAAUCACUUUUUUGGUUCAUUAUUCCAAAGAAAUCGUUUCAUUUUCAGAUUUAUAACAACGCAUAAAUUCUUUCAAAUGAUAUGGUAUUUUGGAAACGAUUAAAUUGGCGUUUUAUCCGAAAUUUUGGUUACUUCUACUGUGCAUCAUAUACUGUUGGUCGUCACAUCGGUGAAUUAGUGAUAUGCUCCGGACCAUCGAUGCAUCCAACAAUACAGGAUGGUGAUCUGGUGAUUGCUGAGCGACUUAGUGUUAAUCUGCGUAACUUACAUCGUGGCGAUAUUGUCGGCGCUUUGGCACCCCAUGAUUCAAGUGAAAUGCUUUGCAAACGCCUAACAGCUAAGGAGCACGACAUAGUGACAAAUUGCUAUUUGUUACCGAAUGGGAAGAUUCCACGGGGGCAUGUAUACUUGGAAGGUGAUAAUACAGUGGCUUCUACUGACUCUCGGGUUUUUGGUCCAGUACCGGCCGGCCUUGUACAGGUUCGUCUUAUACUCAGGAUAUGGCCGUUGUCAAGGGCUGGAUGGAUAUCGACACACUGGUUCUGGGAGAAACCAAACGAGUAACUGAUGUGAUUGUUUAGGUUUUUUUGAGACCUUUAGAAAAAU